CUAACAACACUUACAAGCCACAAAAUCAAAAGUUCGAUAUACAAAAUUAGGAACGAUGAACGGUAUGAAUGAAUUUAAGUUGGUCCUUAUUGGCGAAGCGAAGGUUGGGAAAAGUACCCUAAUGGGAUGCCACCUAUUUGGUAAAUUCCAGAAGAACUAUGAGCCCACGUUGGGAGUGGAUGUGAACCCGUUGACCUUUAAAACCGACCACGGAGAGAUUCGCUUUAUGGUUUGGGACACCGCUGGCCAGGAGCGAUUGGGUGGAAUGCGCGAUGGAUACUACAUUCAGGCCCACUGCGCCAUUAUGAUGUUUGACGUGACCUCGCGAACCAGCUACGAUAGAUUGGAAAAAUGGCAUCGUGAUCUGGUGCGCGUCUGCGGCAAUAUUCCGAUUGUGAUAUGCGGCAAUAAAGCGGACAGCCUCUUUGAGGCUGAAACUUUUGUAAAGUUUUACCGCCAGAAGCAACUUAUGUUCUUUAAAAUUUCGGCCAAAUCGAACUAUAACCUGGACAAGCCAUUCCUCUAUUUGGCGCGGCAGUUGCUUGGUGAUCGGAAGCAAGAGGUGGCUAAGCAUCCUUCGUUCCCAAAGUUGAUCAUGACCGCAGAACAGUUGUCGCAAUUGCAGGAGGAUCUCAAGGCGGCCAGAGCCUGCGAUUUACCCCCAGAAAGCGAUGACGAUUUGUAG
Messenger RNA from Drosophila rhopaloa, 685 nucleotides. Its product is annotated as GTP-binding nuclear protein Ran-like. Lineage: Eukaryota; Metazoa; Arthropoda; Insecta; Diptera; Drosophilidae. The transcript has a single exon. Gene Ontology annotation, molecular function: GTP binding; GTPase activity. Bases 56 to 685 code for a protein of 209 amino acids. Gene Ontology annotation, biological process: ribosomal subunit export from nucleus; protein import into nucleus. The record is from RefSeq and is a predicted model, not a curated record. Gene Ontology annotation, cellular component: cytoplasm; nucleus.